CAGAGAGAGGCAGCCAAGAGAGAAAUAACAGAGAGCGAGCGAGCGAGAGACUAUGAUUGGAUGCCAGUGAUAGAGUAAAAGACUAAAGCAGCUUGGGAAUUUUCCUAGUUGUCAUGGGCCCUUGGGGGUCGAUCAAGUGGCAGCGCUGACUCACAGAGGAACAGGACAGAAGACAUGUGAAGAAACAACAACAAAAAACAAUCACAAGUGACAAGAAGUAACUAAGGACAACAAGGCUUUUAUAAGUACCAGCGCUAGAGAAAGUGAGAGUGAGGGGCACACAGGGUGAGCGCUUCGUCUACAGUCUCCACACAGAGAGCGGCCGACAGGAUCGAGCAACUCCACCAGUCCAUCAUUUAUCCAUCCGUACGUCAGUCCAGCCGGUGAGGAAGGGGCACAGACAUGAAGAGACCUCACGACUACAGCUCCCCAGACUCGGACACAGACGAGUUUAUUGACGUGGGACAAGAAGACGGCUAUUGCCCAGUCACCGGGUCCAUGUCUCCUGGCAGCGCCUCGCAGAUUUUGGCCCGAAAGAAGAGAAGAGGGAUCAUAGAGAAGAGGCGCAGAGACCGGAUCAAUCACAGCCUGUCGGAGCUCAGGAGGCUGGUGCCCAGUGCUUUUGAGAAACAGGGUUCAUCAAAGCUGGAGAAGGCAGAGAUCCUGCAAAUGACCGUAGACCACCUCAAACUCCUGCAUGCCAUGGGAGGAAAAGGUUACUUUGAUGCGAGGGCCCUGGCAGUCGACUACAGGACCUUGGGCUUUAGGGAAUGCGUUGGAGAGGUGGUGCGGUACCUCAGCUCCCUUGACGGGGAGUCCCCGGACCCUAUAGGAGCCCGCCUGGUCUCCCACCUUUCCCACUGUGCAAGUGAGCUAGACCCCCUUCUCCUGCAGUCGCCUCCGGCAUCCGCCUUGCACUUUCCUCCUUGGCCGUGGGCGUCCUUCCCUCAGAUCUCCGCCACCUCACCAGUCUCCUCCUCUCCUCCUUUCCCCAGUGGGCGAAGGGAUCUGGCCCUGCUGGGGAGCUACCCAUCACACGCCUCCCUCCGCCUCGGCCCCCUCGCUGGUUGCCAGCAGGGCGUACCACCACUCCAUGCGCCUACAGCCCUGGCCACCAUCCACAGGUUGCCCUCCCUUGCAGGGUCCGCAUCCCUAGGCCCCUCCAGACCAACCCAGCCGUCCCCUCACAGCGCCAGCAGGGCCUCGCCUCUUCCCUUCCCCACCCCUUCCUCUUCCUCUCUUUCUACCUCCUCCUCUACUUCUAUUUCAUCAUCUUCUGCCCCACUGCAAGUCUCUUUCAGGCCCUUCGCACCUCUGGGGUCUCCUACAUCCCAGCGCAGGGGCUUGAGCGGACCAGCCAAGUCGGCCCAGGGAUGGGGGACUGAGAUCGGAGCUUUCUGAGUGUCAACUCUGGUUUUGUUUUCCAAAUGAACUCUGUACAGUGGACAUGGAGCUCCCAUGUGCACCAUGUAGCAAAUAUGAACCCGUCGGAGAAAGACGUAUUGAACCUUUGAUGAUUGUCUCUGCUUUUGAGGGACUCUAAAAGCCAUAUCAGACUGUGGGUGAAGUGUCAGAUAAUCACAAUCAAUCAUGUAUAACGGAAUAGUGAAGGAAUGUGAAAGAAUAGACGAUUUGAAUAAAUUCCUGUUCAUGAUCUUGCUUGACAAAUACACAGUGUCCAACAGAGCCAUAUAUACAACGCUCAACUGAGUGACGUUGAGUCUUUACUGAUCUUUAACUGUGAUAUUUGUUUGUUUUUUUUCCAAAACAUUUUUCCAUUUCAUUACAUGUUCCAAGUCUGAAGAAUGUUUGACAAAAAUCUAUAUAAAGACUAAGUGCCUUUACCUUU
Molecule: messenger RNA, 1849 nt
Organism: Cottoperca gobio
Lineage: Eukaryota; Metazoa; Chordata; Actinopteri; Perciformes; Bovichtidae
Gene: heyl
Product: hes related family bHLH transcription factor with YRPW motif like
Exons: 5
Coding region: 403-1401 (332 amino acids)
Biological process (GO): regulation of DNA-templated transcription
Molecular function (GO): protein dimerization activity; DNA binding
Source: RefSeq, a predicted model, not a curated record